GGCUGAAGAGAUAACUUUAACAAUUGGCCAAGCAUUCGACUUAGCUUACAGGAAAUUUCUAGAAUCUGGAGGAAAAGACGUGGAAACAAGAAAGCAGAUCUCAGGGUUACAGAAAAGAAUCCAAGACUUAGAAACAGAAAACAUGGAUCUUAAAAAUAAAGUACAAGAUUUGGAAAGCCAACUAAGAAUAACUCAAGUAUCAACAUCUCCAGUAGGCAGUGUGACAUCCAAGUCACCUUCCACUGACGUCUUUGAUAUGAUUCCAUUUUCUCCAAUAUCGAUACCUGCUCGCAACGGCACACAGCCACCUCCUGUUCCUACUAGAUCUGCAGAGAUUAAACGGGACCUGUUUGGAGCUGAACCUUUUGACCCAUUUAACUGUGGAGCAGGGGAUUUCCCUCCAGACAUUCAAUCAAAAUUAGAUGAGAUGCAGGAGGGGUUCAAAAUGGGACUAACUCUUGAAGGCACCGUGUUUUGUCUCGACCCAUUAGAUAGUAGGUGCUGAUGUCAAGAACAAGAGAGCCUGACUCAUUUAAAUUUGUUUUUAUACAUAUAUAUCAUUCAUUAUUACCUUAAGACAGG
Castor canadensis (American beaver) is the source of this 582-nucleotide messenger RNA. The record is from RefSeq and is a predicted model, not a curated record. Lineage: Eukaryota; Metazoa; Chordata; Mammalia; Rodentia; Castoridae.